CCGGCUUCCUCCCUCCCCCUUUAAAUAAAAGAGAGCAUCGCUUUCAAAGUGUCAGUCUCUUGCUGAACUUGCCACUCUCUCCCAGAGUUCUUGAAUCUGAAAAAUAUUCAUCAUGGCAAGCAAAAUGGUGAUUCAGCAGCCCAAGCCAUUGGUAGUGGCUGCCGCAUCAGAUCAGUGGACCACCAGCAUCUGCGAAUGCGACAACGUCAAUGAAUGUUGUUUCUCUGUGUGGUGUUUCCCUUGCUUUGCCUGCAUUACUGCCAGAGACCACGGAGAAUGUCUCUGCCUCCCUCUCCUGGACAGCUGCGGGUGUAUUCCUCCAAUCACUCUUUCUAUGAGGGUUUCCACACGCCGGCGUUAUGGCAUCACGGACUCUAUCUGUAAUGACUGCGUGUACUCUUACUUCUGCGGACCGUGCUCAUGGUGCCAGAUCAGACGGGAGAUGAAGGCAAGACUCCAUCCUGUCACUCUGUUCAACAACAGGCCUACCUAAAAAAAAUCACCUUCAUCUUCAUCGCCUUCAUUAUCAUUUUCACAGUACAUUCUCUAAAGCACUCGUUGUCCUUAUCGGAUCACAGUCGUGUCAAUCCAAAAAAACAAAGACUUGCAUGUUCUACGGUUGUAAUCACAGUUUCUGAUCUUCCUCCCACACGCACUGACCUGAGAUCAGCCCUUUGGCAUGGAACUGUAGUGGAAUGUGUUUUACAUAUUGUAAAUGUACAGCUGGCGUGCAGCUUUAAUCCAGGAAGCAAAGAAAUGUGAGCAGCGGAUUCUCCUAAGAAAUAUGCAGAUUUUAAUGUUAUAGCAUAAUUUUAUAGUCACUUUUUGAAUUUCAUUUUUAGCUGUAGUUAGUUAUGUAGUUAGUUUAAUUUUAUUAUAGAAUGUUGUAAUCUGCUUUAGUUUUUAAAGACAGCAUAUUCCUACCAAUGUAUCUCACAAUAUGUAUCUUUAUAAAAUAUCUGCUUAAUAUUUUUUUCACUGUAGUUGAUAUAUUGAGCCAUUGAUAUGUGACACUGGAGGUUUGAUAUUACUGAAAAAUGUUCUAGUGCGUAUUUUUGCAGACCUGUAAAUGAUUGUAGAAAAUAUAAAAAUAUGUUGGGACACUCAAUAAAGCUGAUUGAAAACAUAA
Messenger RNA from Labeo rohita (rohu), 1129 nucleotides. RefSeq names its product cornifelin homolog B-like. NCBI's taxonomy places the organism in Eukaryota, Metazoa, Chordata, Actinopteri, Cypriniformes, Cyprinidae. The transcript is spliced from 4 exons. The record is from RefSeq and is a predicted model, not a curated record. Bases 113 to 493 code for a protein of 126 amino acids.